GUCAACUGCAGUUUGUGCUGCCUCGACGCGUCAGAGGCGGACUUGAAAACGCAGCUUUCGCACUCUGUCUCCUCUUUCAUUCACAAUAGUUGGAUCUACUGCUCGCUUUCCACAUCAAGGAGCGGUGAGAUAUGCAGACACGUACCCCGGUUCAACACGGUGGUGCAUGGCUGGCGCAAUGCGUGCGCGAUGCGAAGGUGCACAAGAUCCAGCAGGUCAUCCGCCCCUUCCCAAACAGCGGUGGAGAUGCGCUGCCGGUGCGUGGCGUCGUCGCAACCCGCCGCAUCCACCGCGGAGAGCACAUCGCAACGGUGAAGAAGGAAUGUGUGCUGACGGGCCAGAGUGCGACGGAGCUACUGCGACACGUUUGUCGCGGCCGUAUCAACGAGUCCGGCGCCGUCGCGAGUUCGUCCGAUGCCUUGCUGAGGCCGCUUUCAACGCAGACCGUCGACGGCCUCAUCGGCCGCCUCUCUCGCUUGCCGCUCUCCUCCGCCGCUCCUCCCCACCUCCUCCUCUCGCGGGACGCAUUGCUGAUGACGACGGCUCUGUACAUCUCCCACAGCCCCAUGCAUCAGGCGGCCCUGCCCUCCGCGCAUCCAAUGUGGUGCUGGAUGGGUGCCUUGCCCCGCCGGCCACCACCGAUGGGGGUGCUGCUGCGUCAACACUUUACGCGUGACGCUGCCUUCGAACCCCUCACGCGGCGUCUUCGACUCGGUCAGCAAACACGCGAGGUACGACCCGGCGAAGACGUCACGGCGGCAUCAACGGAGUUGAUGGUGCAGGCGGUGGAGUCGGGAGAGGUGGGGCUGACGGAGCUGCGGCACCCGACUGUGGAGACGGCGCUCACAACCGGCGUCCUUACAAACUACUUUAAAGGGCGCACCUCCGCUCUCACGGCCCGGCAGCGCGCGACGCAGCGAGCGCAGAGUGGCGCCGCCGUGCAGGAGGACGACGCCGUGCAUUUAUUUUUAUCCUGGGAGCAGCACCUGCAGACGCAGCUGGUGACGGCGCUGCUGUCUGCGUUGCUCACCGCCCCUUCGAAUUCGCCUCCACCUCCCCCCGAUGUGCUCGACUCUGCGGCGUGGCAGGCGGAGGAGGCGGCGCUGCGGUGGGCCCACUUUAUGCUGCGCUCCCGCGCUGUCAACUUGAACUGGCAACGACAGGGCGUGCCGCAGCUUUCACUGAUACCGCUGGUGGACAUGCUGAAUCACGGCGACCGCAAAGCCAACGUCGUGUACCACUGCGAGGACAGUGGCGAUGUGGCGUUGACGGCGUCGCAGACAGUCGCAGCAGGCGAGGAGCUGGUCUUGCGGUACAACCACAUCGGUCAGCGCGGGUGCCUCUUCGGGGAUCAGCCACGGCCCGCCAUACCCGAGGAAGGUCCGGAGAGACGACCGCAGCAGGCGGGCCGCACGACGGCUGCCACUGCGCGUGCGGUCGAAGAAAUCGAGAAGCGGCAGUACCACGAGCUCUACGCGCGCGACGAAGAUGAUGAUUCGGUGCUGAGCUCGGCUUCCAUCAUGGCGACAUCGUCUGCGCGGAGCGGCAACCUCGCCCCUUCUCAAGCACGUCACACGAACCCUUCCCAACAACAGCAAGCCGUGGCACUCGCCCAUCACGAAAUGCAGCAGGAGGUGCAGUGGCUUUGGCGGUACGGCUUCCUGCGCAGCACUGAGGAGAAGAAUCGAGAGGCGGCGCAGCUGUGGAGUCGCGGGUUGCGCAGCCGCAUCGCGCACCUCACCGACGUGCGCCGCAAAGGUAGGCCGGGCGAGUUUGUGAUUGGAGUGCCGGAGGGGCUGCAACAGCUGCGCGAACAACGCGCGCAACUCGAGCGGGAGCGCUACGCGAACCAUCGCGUCUUCCCUCCCCAGCAGCAAUGA
Molecule: messenger RNA, 1880 nt
Organism: Leptomonas pyrrhocoris
Lineage: Eukaryota; Euglenozoa; Kinetoplastea; Trypanosomatida; Trypanosomatidae
Exons: 1
Coding region: 132-1880 (582 amino acids)
Biological process (GO): peptidyl-lysine monomethylation
Molecular function (GO): protein-lysine N-methyltransferase activity; protein binding
Source: RefSeq, a predicted model, not a curated record